AUGGACAAGUUCUCGUACCCCGAGUACUACGACUUCCCGCCCUUCUUCACUCUCCAGCCCGUGCGUGCGACACGGGAGAAGCAGCUCGUGUUGUGGCAGCAGCUCGUGCUCGAGUAUCACCGCGCCCAUGACGUCCCCCUGUUCCAGCCCUUUGCGUCGACGCUCUUUGAGAACGUCAAGAUCUCCCGCAGCUUGACGCAGGAGGGCCGAGUGGCAGUGGCGGAGCAUUUGAUUCGCUGUGGGCAUGGCCAAUGGGAAGACGAGACGAAGACGCGGUGCCGCCUCAUGUGGAAAAAACCGGCCGUGUUAGCGGCGGAGGUUUAUGAUUUUGCCAAGACACACGAGAUGCUCGGCAGUGUGUUUACGGUGUACGAACUGUAUGCAGGAGACGAGACCUUGGGCACGAGUGUACAUGGGAUGGAGCCGUGGCUGCUUCGUGAGGCUCUGAAAGUGCUGGAAGGCGAGGGAAAGGCGGCGGUGAUUGCUGGUGAAACGUGUGAAGAGGAUGGUGUGAAGUUUCUGGCUACGGAAUGA
This is a messenger RNA of Peronospora matthiolae, 534 nucleotides long. Lineage: Eukaryota; Oomycota; Peronosporomycetes; Peronosporales; Peronosporaceae. The record is from the annotation of a GenBank genome assembly.